AUGUGCGGGCCGAACAGCGCCACAGCCUCGGGCUACAAGACGCAGGACCACCUGCAGCCGGCACCUGCGUCCGAGGCCGCCGAUGGAGACCUGGUGGUUGAGGAAUUCCCGAUCAGCUUUGGUGGCUACACGUAUCCACACGGCCGCAUCGCCUACGUCAAGGGACGGCAGCCAACCCCCGUCAUCCUCGUCCACCACAACUACGCGGGCUGCAAGCGGUUUGACGUGGACCAGGCGGCGUACCUCGCGCUCUGCGGAUACGUCGGGCUCGCGGUAGACUUAUACCCGGAGUGCGAGAUGUACACUUCAGCCGACCGCUCCGUGAACGUCGACAGGGCCCGCCACUUCAAGGGCUCGUUCGACUACAUGCAGUCGCUUCUCGUCGACCCAGCGAAGUGGCGCUCGCUCAUGGGCGCGUUCAUGGCUGCGGCGGACGUACACCCCGCUGUGGCGGCCGGGAAAGCGGGCUGCAUCGGCUAUUGCCUCGGCGGCCAGAGCUGCUUCGAGCAGCUUCGAGCUGGUCACGCGAUCCAGGCGCUCGUCUCGCUGCACGGGCUGCUCCACUCGCGGCCGAUGGUCGAGGGCCUCCCCUUUUGGGACCCGCUCCAGCGCAUAAGUGCCGAGGAGUACGCGCAACGCAUCCAGCCGCCGCCGAGCGCGAUGACGCCUGGUUGCAUUGUGCUCGUCGAGAACGGAGCGGACGACGAGCACGUGCCGGAGGACAUGCAGAAGGAGUGGAUCAAGGAGAUGGACGGCAGCGGGGUCGACUGGCGCUUCACCAACCAUGCGCGAACGCCACACGGCUUUGCACUCGCCCCCGGCGUCGUCGCGACCUCGUACAUGGAGGCGGCCGAUCGUAGGUCGACCCUGUCGAUGCUUGGCGCGUUCGCAGAGGCAUGGCCGCAUGUCGAGCAGCACCAUGUGACGCGCAACGCCUCGGGCACCAUCAUCCCCUACGCGAUCCCCACCUCCGCCGAGCUCGCGCUGCCGAUCAGCGCCAUCGGCGAUGCGAAGCCUCGGGGUUAG
Emiliania huxleyi CCMP1516 is the source of this 1026-nucleotide messenger RNA. RefSeq lists its product as hypothetical. The transcript has a single exon. Gene Ontology annotation, molecular function: hydrolase activity. The coding region runs from base 1 to 1026 and encodes 341 amino acids. The record is from RefSeq and is a predicted model, not a curated record. NCBI's taxonomy places the organism in Eukaryota, Haptophyta, Isochrysidales, Noelaerhabdaceae.